Entamoeba nuttalli P19 is the source of this 1692-nucleotide messenger RNA. RefSeq lists its product as hypothetical. The transcript has a single exon. NCBI's taxonomy places the organism in Eukaryota, Evosea, Mastigamoebida, Endamoebidae. Bases 1 to 1692 code for a protein of 563 amino acids. The record is from RefSeq and is a predicted model, not a curated record.
AUGCAAAGCCAUAAGGGGAGCUUUCAUCCUUAUUGUGACUUGUUACGAAAACCAAACCAAUUGUUGAAUGAUUUGGGUUCAGAAGAAACAAAAGAAAUAUUAUAUUUGUGGAAUUUUAUUCAUCAACAACGAGAUAUUUUAGAUAUUGAAAAUGCACCAAAAAUGAAUGAAGACUCAGAUGAGACAGAAGAUGAAAAUGAAAUUAUAAAAAAAGAAGAUAAAAAACGAUUGCACUUAGACACAACAUUUAAAUCUGUGAUGGUAUAUGUUUAUCAUUCAUCAUUUAACUAUAAUUCAUUGGCUAUAAGAUUAUGCUCAUUAAUGUUUUAUCAUUAUUUUAGUUGUUCACAGGAGUGUUCAUUAGAAUAUCCUGUACAAGUGAUGCAAGCAAUUCCUGUGAACCGUUAUACUAUUCCAUUAAUCUUUUAUUUAACAACAUCAAACAAUGAUUUCCUUCAAUAUAAUGAAAUAGGUGAUAUCCCUCAUUUAUUGUUGGUUAAAAACAUUAACGUAUUAAUUAAAGACUAUUUAAUUUCUCCUUUAGGACAACAAACAUCAAAAAAAACUCCUGGAUCAAUUUAUAUGAGAACAAGAGUAUUAGGAUCAGAUCAUAAAGGGUUUGUGUAUUAUUUAUUAAAUGGGUUCUUAAUUUCUAAUGCAAAUGGAAAGUGGUUUAUAUUUCAUUCUUCUGGUCAAAUAGAUGACUUUGUUGAAACCUUAAAUAACGACCAACCAGAUACCGACUUAUCUAUUCAAAUCAAUAACUUUAGAAAAUAUAUUAAAACCGAUAGAAAAGUUGCACAAGAAUUUGCAGUGUCUAAAAAAGGAAUAACUCCAGCAAGUCAUUAUAUUACAUUUUCACCAAUAAAAAAUCAUUGUGAGUUUGAUAAUGAAACAAAAAAUAUGAUACAAAGUGCAAUCAAAGACAUUUGUUGGAUAUUAAUGAAAAUAGAAAAAUUAGCUCAGUUAGAAAGAAUUAAUCAACUUGAUUCAUUCAAACAACUUAAUGAAGUAAAUGUUAUAACUAAUCAAAAUGUACAACAACCUAUGGAAGAAAUAUUUGAAAAUAACCAUUCUGAAAAUAGAAUGGUAGUUGAAGAAGAAAAUAAAACUGAUUCAGGAGAACAAGAAAUGUCAUAUUCAGAAGAAAAUGAUAAACAACAAGAAACAAAGAAAUAUAAUAAAAGUAAUGAUUCCAUUCAAUCUAGUGCUAGUUCAAUUUCAGAAGGUAAUAGUGAAAAUGAAGAAUCAAGCUCUGAACAAGAAGGUGAAAGUAAAGAAAUUAUAACUCCCCCAAGUUCAGGUCCUCUUUCAAAGAAUAAACCAAAAAAACGAGCUAAAAUAAGAAUAGGAAAAGAAAAAUUAAAUAAGAAAAAGCAAGAGUUUUUUGAUAAAGCAUAUUUAAAUGAAAUUCAAACAAUUAACCAAAGUGAAUUAAAUGAAAUGAUUGAUCAAUAUUCUGAACAAUUAGCAUUACUUCCUUUACUAAAUUCUAAAAACUAUAAACAAAUAAUACACCAAGUAAUUGAUAUUAUAUCUACUCUAGUAAGUAUUCUUCCAAAUAAAUAUUUUAGAAGAGAAUAUAUAUUUGUAAGAGAUUUUAUAACUGGACUAUCAACUAAAACCUCUUCACUGUCUUUCUUAAUUGUAACGACAACAUUAUUAGACAAAGCAAUCAUCAAAUGUAAUUGA